UACGCAAACGAGAAAGAACGUCGACCAAUCAGCGUGGCCUCCAGAAGUGCCGGGCCAAACAACACUGUGGUCUGCAUGCCUGCAUUCACUUGUGAUCCACUGAAUUAAUUUUUGUUUCUCAUAAAUUCCUAUAAAGGUAGAGACAUCCAGACGGUGGAAUUAUUCCCUACAAAAGACAUGGAUGCAGAGGGUUUUGGGGAGCUGCUACAGCAGGCUGAACAACUCGCAGCUGAGACAGAAGCAGUGUCAGAACUGCCUCAUGUUGAGAGGAACUUGCAGGAAAUCCAGCAGGCUGGAGAACGGCUCCGUUCACGUACUCUGACUCGAACAUCCCAAGAUGCUGCCGAUGUGAAAGCGUCGAUCCUUCUUGGUUCAAGAGGGUUGGACAUAUUUCACAUCUCUCAGAGGCUGGAAAGUUUAAGUGCAGCCACAACAUUUGAGCCUUUGGAACCUGUUAAAGACACCGACAUCCAGGGCUUCUUGAAGAAUGAAAGGGACAACGCCCUGCUGUCCGCCAUUGAGGAGUCGCGCCGCAGGACUUUCAUGCUGGCUGAAGAGUACCACCGGGAGUCCAUGUUGGUCCAGUGGGAACAAGUGAAGCAGCGGGUGUUGCACACACUCCUGGGAGCUGGCGAGGACGCACUGGACUUCAGUCAAGAUGUCGAGCCCAGCUUUGUGAGCGAAGUAAACCCUCCAGGAAGAAGCACUCUUGACAAUGUGGAGGUGGCGUACGGCCGUCAGAUCUACAUUUUUAAUGAGAAGAUUGUGAAUGGUCAUGUUCAACCUAACCUUGGAGACCUGUGUUCGUCGGUGGCUGAUAGCCUGGAUGACAAGAACGUUUCAGAAUUGUGGCUGAUGGUGAAGCAGAUGACAGAUGUGAUGCUUUUUCCUGCCAAAGAUUCUCUCAAGAGUCGCACUUCUGUUGAAAUGCAAAUGUCCUUCGUGCGACAAGCACUCAAUUUCCUGCAGAACAGUUAUAAGAACUUUGCAAUGGUGACAGUGUUCGGCAACCUUCAUCAAGCUCAGCUGGGGGGCGUGCCUGGAACAUAUCAACUGGUCCGCAGUUUCCUCAACAUCAAGCUACCUGGACCGCUGCCCGGCACACAGGAUGGUGAUAUAGAGGGACACCCAGUGUGGGCCGUGAUCUACUACUGUCUGCGCUGUGGAGACGUGAACGCCGCAAUGCAAGUGAUCAACAGAGUACAACAUCAGCUCGGGGAAUUCAAAACCUGGUUCCAGGAAUACAUAAACAGCCCCGACCGGCGUCUGUCCCCAGCUUCAGAGAACAAGCUUCGUCUGCACUACCGCCGAGUGCUGAGGAACAGUGCUGACCCCUACAAGAGAGCUGUCUUCUGCCUGAUCGGAAAAUGUGAAAUUGGCGAUAACCACGGAGAAGUAGCCGACAAGACCGAGGACUAUCUCUGGCUGAAGUUAAACCAGGUGUGUUUUGAUGAUGACGGCAGCAGCUCUCCUCAGGACAGACUGACCUUAUCACAGCUGCAGAAACAGUUGCUGGAAGAUUAUGGAGAGUCCCAUUUUUCUGCCAGCCAGCAGCCCUUCCUGUAUUUCAAAGUCUUGUUCCUGACCGCUCAGUUUGAAGCUGCGGUUGCUUUUCUGUUCCGCGUCGAGAGACUGCGGAGUCACGCUGUGCACGUGGCGCUGGUUCUGUACGAGCUGGGGCUGCUGCUGAAGUCGUCGGGUCAAAGUGCUCAACUGCUGAGUCAGGAGGCUGGCGACCCACCGAUGGUACGCCGCCUCAACUUCAUCCGUCUCCUGAUGCUCUACACUCGCAAGUUUGAGUCCACCGACCCCAGAGAAGCCCUGCAGUACUUCUACUUCUUACGCAAUGAGAAGGACAGUCAGGGAGAGAAUAUGUUCAUGCGCUGUGUCAGCGAACUUGUCAUUGAGAGUCGAGAGUUUGACAUGUUGUUGGGGAGAUUAGAGAAGGACGGCAGCAGGAAGCCCGGAGUCAUAGACAAGUUUGCCGGAGACACCCGAGCUAUCAUCAGUAAAGUGGCUCUGGAGGCCGAGAACAAGGGCUUGUUUGAAGAAGCUGUCAAACUGUAUGAACUGGCCAAGAAUCCAGAUAAGGUGUUAGAGCUGCUGAACCGGCUCUUGAGUCCCGUCAUCGCCCAGGUCAGCGCCCCACAGUCCAACAAGGAAAGGCUGAAAAAUAUGGCACUUGCCAUCGCGGAGAGGUAUCGCUCGCAGGGCGUGGCAGGAGACAAGUCAGUCGACAGCACCUUCUAUCUGCUCUUAGACCUCAUGACAUUCUUUGACGAGUACCACGCUGGAAAUGUUGACAGAGCGUAUGAUGUGAUGAAGCGUCUGAAGCUCCUUCCUCUCAGUCAGGAAGGUGUGGAGGAGCGAGUGGCGGCUUUCCGGAACUUCAGCGAUGAGGUGCGUCACAAUCUGUCGGAGGUUCUGCUGGCCACCAUGAACAUCCUGUUCACCCAGUACAAACGGCUGAAGGGGUCGCCUGCAGGAACACCAGGACGGAACCAGAGAAACUUGGAAGAUCGAGACAUGCACCUCCGCAGUCAAGCCAGGGCCCUCAUCACUUUCGCCGGCAUUAUUCCGUACAACAUGGCCGGAGACACAAACGCCAGGCUGGUGCAGAUGGAGCUGCUCAUGAACUGAGAGACACACACACACACACACACACACACUCAAGAUUGUCAUCAUUAUUUAGCAUUUAUUUUCCCCCAAAUGCUCUUCAUUUAUCAUUGUUUGUUUCAUUUGACUCAUUUUGUAAUUUGUUGUUCAACAUUUGUGUAACCAAUAAUUUGGAAUAAAAAUAAAAUAUUGGUUUUCUGUUUUUAUUUUUCUCACCAUUUUUGUUUUGCCUUGUCACGUUUGUUUUCAUUAUUCAUCCUCAUUUUCCAAGAUUCAUUCAGAGCUGAAUGGAUUCAGUCAUCUGUAAAAUGAUAAAUGCAGAAGUUAAAGUCUCAAUCUUGUCCAUGAGAUGAGAUACAAGACUGACAUGGUUUCAUUUCAAUUACUUCUUUUGUUGAUAAACCACAUAACAAAUGACCAUAAUGACAUUGGUAUGGAUCACAUCCUGAUCGGUUAUUCACCAUAGCAACCACCUGGACAUCAUCCAGCAUCGUUGUCACUGGUAGUUACAAAUAUCCACAGACACUGGAGCAAAUAUUGACGCCCUCCCCACACUCUGCUAGAAUCUGUGUCCCGUUCUGUCCUUCAGUCUGGCCUGAGAGGACACAGAUGGAGGCUCAUUCUGUCCCGGCUGCCACACAUACUGUUGGAAGAUGUGAAGUUCAUUCCGGGCCACACGCUGACUGUGCCAAGUACCAACAGAUUCUAGCUGUUGGAUUCAUCACAGAGAUGUAGACGGAGCUCUGACCUUCAUUACUGAACUGAAUCGCGGGAAACAAGAGCACACUGACUUGUCAAUUAGUGUUUCUAGAUCACUAUUUGGUCUCCUGGCAUUUAGAUUGAUAAUUAUCAGGCCUGGAAGGGGGAACUGCGCUGAGUAUACACCAUCGCUGCUUCUUUUAAGUUACGCUUCCUUCCAAGCCCAUGUAUUUGUUGAGCGUUCUUUUGCGUGAAAAGGAAAGUCCACUGCUGACUGGUUAAAUCCCCAAAGGUUUGUCUUUUACAUCCAGUUAGACUGGCUCAGCAUCUGAUAUUUACUCUGACUAUGGAAUGCCUCAACAAGUCAAAACUAUUCAGGAGAAUCGGACCUUUACCACUCUUCCUUCUACAUUAGCACAGAUGACAAGUCAAUUUUUAGAUGUACCAUGUUGAAAGGAAAGUGCAGUUACGUCACCAGGUCAUCUUUGAUAGAAUUGGAGUUGGUCGAAUAUCCCCUCACGUAAGAGCCAUUCAGCUGUGGUGCAGUACAGGAGCAGGACGAUGGUUGUGUGUUUGUGCGUCCGGCUGAUGAAGAAGGAGAAGAGGUGUUUGUGCUGCAGCUGGUGUUGUGAAUCAGGCCGAUGACAGACCC
This is a messenger RNA of Synchiropus splendidus (mandarinfish), 3967 nucleotides long. It is a transcript of the gene nup93, whose product is annotated as nucleoporin 93. Gene Ontology annotation, molecular function: structural constituent of nuclear pore. Gene Ontology annotation, biological process: protein import into nucleus; poly(A)+ mRNA export from nucleus. The record is from RefSeq and is a predicted model, not a curated record. The transcript has 22 exons. Lineage: Eukaryota; Metazoa; Chordata; Actinopteri; Syngnathiformes; Callionymidae. Gene Ontology annotation, cellular component: nuclear pore. Bases 178 to 2640 code for a protein of 820 amino acids.